This is a messenger RNA of Athene cunicularia (burrowing owl), 680 nucleotides long. RefSeq lists its product as uncharacterized. The record is from RefSeq and is a predicted model, not a curated record. Lineage: Eukaryota; Metazoa; Chordata; Aves; Strigiformes; Strigidae. Bases 1 to 657 code for a protein of 218 amino acids. The transcript has a single exon.
AUGGAAGCUCAAAAGAACCUUCCCUUUGCAUGGGACCCACAUCAGAAACAGGCCUUCAAAGAUUUAAAACGAGCUCUCAUGUCUGCACCUGCCCUGGGACUUCCGGAUUUAGCCAAAGAUUUUCAGUUGUUUGUUCAUGAAAGACAUCAUCUUGCACUAGGUGUGCUGGCCCAGAGAAUGGGAAGUUGGAAGAGACGAGUUGGAUACUUUUCCAAACAGUUGGAUACUAUGAGUAAAGGAUGGCCUGCUUGCCUUCAAGCAGUUGCUGCUACAGUAAUACUUAUUCAAGAGGCCUGGAAAUUGACUUUGGGAAGAACAAUAACAGUAUAUGUCCCACAUAUGGUGAUAACUGUUUUAGAACAAAAGGGGGGACAUUGGUUGUCCCUGAGCAGAAUUAUGAAGUACCAGGUGGUCCUGACGGAACAAGAUAAUGUAAUUUCAAAAACUAAGCUGGUAAACCCUGCAGUUUUUCUAAAUUCUACACAGGAAGAAGGGCAGCUGGAGCAUGACUGCCUGACUACUAUUGAACAUGUGUACUCCAGACAGGAGGACUUGAAGGACACAUCGUUGGAAGAUCCCGACUGGGAGUUAUACACAGAUGACAGCAGCUUUGUGGAACACGGGAGUUCAAUACUCUGGAUAUACGGUAACAACUGACAAUUCCAUCAUAGAGGCAAAUG